Molecule: messenger RNA, 2449 nt
Organism: Panicum virgatum (switchgrass)
Lineage: Eukaryota; Viridiplantae; Streptophyta; Magnoliopsida; Poales; Poaceae
Exons: 2
Coding region: 727-2346 (539 amino acids)
Molecular function (GO): acetylglucosaminyltransferase activity
Source: RefSeq, a predicted model, not a curated record
CGCCGUGCAUUGGGCCUAGUGUAUGGCCAGCCGAUAAUAGUCAUUACCUUUUAACAAAUUUCAACUAAAACUCUUUUUUUCCAAUCUGAUUCUGACUUGCAGCGAAGUUUGAAUGAUCAAGAGCAAUUGAUCCUGGUGUGCCACACCACAUUACACUUCUUCACUUUGCAUGAAUGAUAAGAUGGUGUAGUGAUUUGGGUGCACACGAAUUAAAGAUCAUGUCAUUUUUCAUUAAACCAUUAGGAAUAUCGUGAGCCAUCAGGGACUCAGUUUUCUAUAAUGUCCCUGGGAAGAAUGGACUAGAUUUUCUUCAAGUAUCUAAAAAAUCGUUCAUGUAAAUGUGGGGAUUUUGUAUUCUAGAGUAUUAUUUAGAAAAAGUUCUCUCUCUCUCUCUCUCUCUCUCUCUCUCUCUCUCCAACAGUCUGGAGUAUGGGCUGGUCAACAGUAACUAGCUCCGGAGAAGGAAGAUCGUCCAAGAAAGGUGAUGCGGGGCUCCGGUGAAGGAUGGAAGAUCCAAGAAAGGUGGUGCGUCCAUUGACCAGAGAAAUCUAGCUAUGCAUGCAGACAUGCUUGGCCUCCGAUCCACAACGAACAAAACGACCAGCCACACAAUUAAUCAUCUCGUUAUAUUAAAGAUGAGCACGGUUAGCAUUCUAACCUUUUUUAGAAACUAAUCCAUCUGCCAUUGCGAUCCGCUAGGCUUGCUUGAUCCACCGGGGCAUUGGCAUGAGGGGAGGAGCUGGAGAGAAGCUCCACCACAAGGAGGCCAAUGUCGCGCACGGCGCCGCAGCCGUGUACGGCGGCGCGGGGAAGGGGGCGGCCAAGUCCUCUUUCCUGUAUGGCCUCUUCCUCUACGUCGUCCUGCCGGUGCUGGUCCUGUACUUCGUCGUCAUCGCCGCGUCGCAGUUCUACAACCCGCGGUGCUCGCCGGAGGGCAACGUGGUCAUGGCGGCGGGCCAUUUCAUGGUGGCCAAUAAGCCCAACGUUUCGUCGUUGAACGCUUCUUCGUCCUCAGCUCCUCGUCCUCCACCGGCGGCGGCCAAGGCGGCGAGGGUGGUAACGGCGGAGGAAGCGCCCACCGGGCUGCGCCACAUCGUGUUCGGCAUCGGCGCGUCGGCGUCGCUGUGGCAGAGCCGGAAGGAGUACAUCAAGCUGUGGUGGCGGCCGGGGAGGAUGCGCGGGUUCGUGUGGAUGGACCGGCCCGUGCAGGAGUUCUACUCCAAGAGCUCCCGCACGGGGCUCCCGGCGAUCAUGGUGAGCUCGGACACGUCCAAGUUCCCCUACACCCACGGCGCGGGCAGCCGGUCGGCGCUCCGGAUCUCGCGCAUCGUCUCCGAGACGUUCCGGCUGGGGCUCCCCGGCGUGCGGUGGUUCGUGAUGGGCGACGACGACACGGUGUUCCUGCCGGAGAACCUGGUGCACGUGCUGUCGCAGUUCGACCACCGGCAGCCGUACUACAUCGGGUCGCCGUCGGAGAGCCACAUCCAGAACCUCAUCUUCUCGUACGGCAUGGCGUUCGGCGGCGGCGGGUUCGCCAUCAGCCGCGCGCUGGCGGAGGAGCUGGCCAAGAUGCAGGACGGGUGCCUGCACCGGUACCCCGCGCUGUACGGCAGCGACGACCGCAUCCACGCGUGCAUGUCGGAGCUGGGCGUGCCGCUGACCCGGCACCCGGGGUUCCACCAGUGCGACCUGUGGGGCGACGUGCUGGGGCUGCUGGGCGCGCACCCGGUGGCGCCGCUGGUGACGCUGCACCACCUCGACUUCUUGGAGCCGGUGUUCCCGUCGACGCCGUCGCGGGCCGGGGCGCUGCGGCGGCUGUUCGACGGGCCGGUGCGGCUGGACUCGGCGGCGGUGGCGCAGCAGUCGGUGUGCUACGACCGGGCGCACCAGUGGACGGUGUCCGUGUCGUGGGGGUUCGCGGUGAUGGUGGUGCGCGGGGUGCUGUCGCCGCGGGAGAUGGAGACGCCGAUGCGCAGCUUCCUCAACUGGUACAAGCGCGCCGACUACACGGCCUACUCCUUCAACACGCGGCCGGUGGCGCGGCAGCCGUGCCAGAAGCCGCACGUCUACUACAUGCGGGGGAGCCGGAUGGAGCGCCGCCGGAACGUGACGGUGACGGAGUACGAGCGCCACCGGGUGAAGCACCCCGCCUGCCGGUGGCGCAUCGCCGACCCCGGCGCGCUGCUCGACCACAUCGUCGUGCACAAGAAGCCCGACCCCGACCUCUGGAAGAGGUCGCCGAGGAGGAACUGCUGCAGGGUGCUUUCGUCGCCGAAGAAAGGCAAGGACCGGUCGAUGACCAUCGACGUCGGCGUGUGCAGGGACGGCGAGUUCGCCAAGGUCUAAUUGGUUAGGUCAGCAGGGUCAUUAUGUAUGUGUAUAUAUAGUGUGCAUAAAUAUAUCACACACGGAAUCCUUCUAUUAUACUAUAUAUUAAUUAACACAUUAU